Molecule: messenger RNA, 845 nt
Organism: Trichechus manatus latirostris (Florida manatee)
Lineage: Eukaryota; Metazoa; Chordata; Mammalia; Sirenia; Trichechidae
Gene: GRIFIN
Product: galectin-related inter-fiber protein
Exons: 4
Coding region: 1-444 (147 amino acids)
Molecular function (GO): carbohydrate binding
Source: RefSeq, a predicted model, not a curated record
AUGGCACUGCAGUUCGAAGCCUUCUACUCGGGGGGCCUGGCCCCUGGCUGGAGCCUGCUGGUCCAGGGACAGUCCAACUCCAGAGAGGACAAGUUUGAGAUCAACUUCUUGUCCGAGUCGGGGGACAUCGCCUUCCAUGUGAAGCCCCGCUUCUCCAGCGCCACCUUGGUGGCCAACGCCUUCCAGGCCGGCAGCUGGGGCCCGGAGGAGGUGUCCAGUAUCUUCCCGCUGGUGCUGGGGGAGCCCUUUGAGACACCGCCUGCCUGCCCCCAGCUGGAGGUCCACGCAGACGCAGUGCAGUUCCACAUCCAAGCCCAGGGGCUGGAGGUGCUGCACUUCGAGCACCGCCACAGGCCCCUGGCGGCAGUCACCCGGGUGCAGGUGCUGAGUGAUCAUCGCCUGGCCCUGGUCGAGCUCACCAAGAGGGGCCCGAGCUGGGGGUGAGGCUCCUGCACCCCUGGGCCCGCCCUCCCUGCCCCACACUGCGCACUGGCAGGAAUCUUGCUUCUUGUCAUUACCUGGAACCCUCACGGGGGUGGGGGGGCGAGUGGCUCGCAGCUAUGGGUUGGUCCCCUGCCCUCUGCUCUUCCAGCCUGCCCGCCUACAUUCACAGCCAAGAGUGGGGUCCACUGUCCACCCCCUGGCCCCGAGUCUGCAUCCAGUGGUGGGGUGGGGUUCAGGCCUUGGGUGCUUGUAGGGACAGCGGCAACUGAGAGGAGCCGCAGAGCCAGGAGCUGAGCCUUGGUCACCCCGCAUCUGGGGCCCUGGAGUCCCCCAGUGGAGCGGGGAUGAGGCAGAGGAUUGUGGCUCUGUGGCCCCCACUCUGGCUCCACUGUCAAUAAAGU